Messenger RNA from Aspergillus calidoustus, 3618 nucleotides. Lineage: Eukaryota; Fungi; Ascomycota; Eurotiomycetes; Eurotiales; Aspergillaceae. The record is from the annotation of a GenBank genome assembly.
AUGAGCUUCCUUGACGCAGCAUCCUUCUCAAAGUCAUGGAGUUUCCUGCCCAUCGACUUUGGCGCCCUGAACAACGACCCGUAUCGGUCGCGGAACACCAUUUCCAAUGCGCAGAAUGCGUAUAUCCGCGGCCUUUACAAGGACAGUCGACACAUACAGAAUCUGGGAGAGGGUAGCGUCUUCAAAGUCACACUACGACAGGCAACAAAGAGCUGUCAGCUAUAUGCUCUAAAGACAGCCAAGCUCGACGGACGGUCAACGCUGAGAAAGAAGGGUGAUACCAAAAAGUCAUCUGCUGGCGGGGUAUUUUCCGCGUUGAAAGAGAUCCAAGUCGUCAGCAAUAUUGUUCUGAGAUCCCACCCAAACAUUGUGAACAUUCUCGGAUGGGACUGGUCGAUGGAGCAAAUACCCGUCAUCUUUGUCGAGUACGCAGAGCAAGGCUCUCUGAGAGAUUAUCUUCAAUCCAACGAAGCCACGGUACCAGCUUCGCUCAAGCGGCAAUUUGCUCGCGAUAUCGCUUGCGGACUCAACGCUCUCCACGCCGUUGACAUCGCCCAUGGAGAUGUCAAACUCCUGAACACGUUGGUAUUUGUAAAUGGGAAUAAAGGCCUUAUCGCUAGAAUAUCCGACUUCAGUCAUUCGGUCUUUGGAUUGUCGACGAAACGGAAGUCGACCUAUCCGGGAUCCAGUCGCUACAAUGCGCCGGAGAUUCGGGGACGAGAGACAAUCAUCCUAUCCGACCAACUCGCCCUAUGCGAAGUGUUCUCCUUUGGACUGCUGAUCUGGGAAAUUCUCAAGGACGGGCGACCCUUUUUCGACGGUCUUGACGGGGGCAGCUCUAUUACCACCGGCACUGAGGCAAAGGAAGAUUGUUUCGACUACUUAGGGCUUGACGGGCUUCUACAGAAGGCGCUAAACUUUCUUCCCUUUGCCGGGCUACCCAGGAAUGACACCUCAAUGUUUUACCACAUGUUUCAAAUCACCCUCCGAGAUCGCGCUGAAGCCAGAUCAGAUAUGCAGGUAGUGGCAAUGGCACUGGACCCUUGGGAUGAAGGCAGGAUCCUUCCAUUCACUCCUGGAAUCGCUGUGCAGUCAAUAUUAGUUUGGGAAUUCAACCCUUGGGAUUAUAUAUCAUGGGAGGCGAAAACGAAGUUUGUUUCUGAAAUUCAAGAGAUUUUGGAACAGCCAAUUCAACCGAACCAUGCGGAGCUGCACUUUAUACUCAGCAGAUGCUAUUCUGAAGGUUAUGGCGUCGUGCGGAACAUGAACACCGCUAUCGAGCAUCUUUAUCUGGCGGCCCAACUUGACAAUAUCGAAGCGACCUGCUUGAUUGAACUGUAUGAGGUCCUGUUGUCAUAUUACUCUUCCAAUGGUCGACCAUCUUUAGCUUCUAGCGAAGUCUCUCAGGUCAUCAAACGUAUCAAAAACAGAUGCAUGUCAGCACACACAAGCACAGCAGAUGAGCUCGACGGAAUCGAACCAGCCAGGCAUAUGCGAGAAUGGGUUCGAGUGAAUGGUGACUUUAUCCGACGCCAACCCUUUUUCUGGCAUGAUGGCUCGCGGGACAGGUCCUAUUCAUGGGAUUCAAGUGGCGUGACCCGGCUUUUGGAAAACAUUUCAGAGUAUGGUCAACCAAUAUGUGAUGUGACUGUGUCAUAUUCGUCGCUACUUUCGUCCCUCAACUCGGGGACGUUCUAUGAAGUGGCUGCUGCAAACGGAAUCCCAGCUCUAUGGAAGGCACUCGAACAUAUGGAAACUCUUGGAGGCUAUGAAGACAGCAGCUGGGGGGACUACAAUGAAGUUUGGAGCCGGCUUGUGAACUCGGCUGCGAGCAAUGGCCAGCUUCGACUGCUUCGCCAGCUUAUAGAAGAGGGCCGCAGGCAGAACGUCGUCCAUAGCUCAGCAACAGGAGAGACCCCACUUCAUUUCUUGCCUAUAUUGCAGGAGACUGACCAUGGCCUUUGCACGAUGAUUGAGGAUCUCGUCUCCCUGGGUAUCGGCGUUGACGCACCGAGAACAACUCGGACCUGGCUUCCUCCCUUUGGAAUUGAGCUAUACGGCACUCCGCUCCAUGUGGCUGUGCGGGCUCGAUGCCUGAAGUCUGUCAAAGCUCUUCUGCUAAUGGGCGCUGAUCCCACGGUGUCCUUUGCGGAUAAUCCAUCACCACUACUCCUUGCGUGUACACUACAUCAUCCUGAAAUUGUUGCCUGUCUGGCCAAAUCCAAGAAAGUAUCUUCAAAGGAUAUCAAUGAAGGACUCUGUGCGAUUGGCUUUCCAACUCGGAAAGGCUGGUUUGAGAGGCUGAUUGACUCGCCGAGCUCGUUACGAAAGCCUUCUCCUACGCCUUACAUGCUGUUGCUUUGGAGAUGCAUGCAGACCUCUGCGGCACUUACUGGGCAAAAUGGCACCAGCAAGUCCCCAUUCCUUGUCAAAGACGACCAAAGACUUGCCGAAGGCCUGGCAGAGUCCGUCCGGGGGUUUCAGUACGAUUUCAGACAGAGGCGAUGGGAGCUAGACGGCGAGCCAUUAAUCCAAUCCAUUCGCCAUGGCCAACGAGAUCCAGAAGUCAUAUAUGCGUUGUUAGAGAUGGCCAUGGUUCCAUUUUCUGACCACAGGCGAUAUGGUCUUCUCGCGGCCAUAGUGGAAGGACCUGGAUGCAAGGUGGAUGAUCCCGCUGCUUUACAGUUUCUUCGCAUGGUUCUAGGCGAUAGGAGCUCGGCUCUAGUCAGCCACACAAACGCACCCUGGGCUGACUGGACAAGCGGCUGGCCAGCGUUUUUUCUGACAUACCGAGUGCCAAGCUCCAAGAUUCCUGUUUUCCAUGAUUGGCUUGUGCAGUUACGAGACCAUAACAACAAUACAGCUCUCAACCACGCUAUUGAUAGUGGCUCCAAAGACAUGUAUUUUCUUCUCCGGCCAUACGGAGAAACAAGCAUUGACCAGGAUCUGGAACACGCACGACAAAAGGGACCAAACCGUCUUCUACCCACCUUGGUCGGUAUUGAAUUGGACGAACAAGAGCGAGAGCAUUUAAGGAACCUCGUCCUCCUUACAGGGAAUCACACCCAUGAUGACGACCCACAGGACAUCGCGGAUGCGCUGGAAACCUAUGGCAAUUGGUUCCUAGCUGUAAGCGGCCGCGCCAUGAUGCAAGUUCAAAGCCACCUGCGAGCUAGGGACUCAAUACGGGCUCAGCGAUCAAGGAGAAUGCUUAUGACCUGCGUUCGACUUCGGAUGCACUUCCAAGGGGUUCAAAAUACAGAGCUUGCGAAGGAUGAAGUCGUCGAUGCGGUCGUUCCGACGGCUCUGCGUGUUAUGUACGACGAUGGUUUCACGCAGCUGAUGCCAGAGUGGCUUUUAGACCGAGUCUUGCUUGGAUACGAUGUGAGUGCAGAGCAUGGCAGACGCAAACGUCUGGCCAGCGAGGAGCCAUUCGGUCAGACCAUUCGUCGUGAGCUUGAGAAAACCUUUGGCGUACGACAACAGGACGGGUUUACGACUUCCGACCUCACCGAGCUUUUCCGUUGGCUCAAGGGGGAGCUUAGCCAAGUGCAGAAGAUAUGUGAUGAACACAAAUCCCCGAAUUUACCUUUGCAAUUUCGACGUGACGAACGAUGA